Messenger RNA from Cynara cardunculus var. scolymus (artichoke), 2880 nucleotides. Its product is annotated as receptor-like protein 7. Gene Ontology annotation, molecular function: protein binding. NCBI's taxonomy places the organism in Eukaryota, Viridiplantae, Streptophyta, Magnoliopsida, Asterales, Asteraceae. The transcript is spliced from 2 exons. Bases 1 to 2880 code for a protein of 959 amino acids. The record is from RefSeq and is a predicted model, not a curated record.
AUGGCUCCAUGCUUCCAGCAUUUCAACUUCCUGCAAAAACUCUUUCUAUCCAUGUUGCUUAUUGUUACUUGUACUGAAUCGUUAUCAAGUCAUGAUGAGGAAUGUUUGGCUUUGUACCUGUUUAAGCAAACCAUUCCUCAUGCAUAUUUCGAAACCCACGGGUUUCGAAAGUUGGACUCUUGGAAGAUCGCAAGUAAUGCAUCGGAUGAUGGUUCUUCUGAUUGUUGUUUAUGGGAUGGGGUGUUGUGCAGCAACGAGGAAGAGGAUGGCCACGUGAUCGCCCUUGACUUAAGCGAAAGCUUUCUCUAUGGCCAUAUCAACUCGAGCAGCACCCUCUUCAACCUUGUUCAUCUUCAGAGGCUUAACCUCGCGAUCAUCGACUUUACUGGAUCUCAAAUUCCAUCUCAGAUUUCUCGUCUAAAGCAGUUAAGAACCCUCAAUCUCUCUCGUUCUAGAUUCAAUGGUCAAGUCCCCACUGGAAUCUCACAGUUGAUACACUUGUCUUCGUUAGACCUAUCAGGGAAUCCAUUACAGCUUCGAAGUCCUAGCCUGGAGAAAUUAGUACAAAAUUUAGAUGGACUCGAAGAACUCGAUCUCUCGGGGGUCGACAUCAGUUCUUCAGUACCUCAUUUCAUGGCCAACUUUUCUUCCUUGAGCUCAAUCGUGCUCUACAAUUGUUCGCUUCAAGAUGAAUUCCCUUGGGCCGUACUUCAAUUACCAAAGCUGAAAUUUUUUGAUGUGGCAUCCAAUCCCAGCCUUAGUGGUUCCUUUCCUGAGUUUCUUAACAACAGCUUACUUGAGCAUCUGGAUGUAUUAGACACAGGUUUCUUUGGGAUUGUACCAGAAUCCUUAAGCAACCUCCAUCAUUUGACAUUCUUGCGCCUUACAUCAUGUUUUUUCUCCGGGAACAUCCCAGGCCAGGUUCCUUCAUUGUUAAGACUUUCUGAACUCAAUCAUUUGGAACUUAGUGGUAUCCAAUUUGAGAAGAAACGUAUGCCUGAUUGGCUUGGCAAACUGAAAAAGCUUAAUAACUUGUAUCUGAAUCGUAUGAACUUAGAUGAAAUCCCACCUCUUUUUUCAAACCUAACCAAACUUAGUCUUGUCAUGAUGGAAGAUAAUUCCAUUCAUGGUUCUAUCCCAUCUUCAUUUAUGAACCUGACCCAAUUGAGAGUCAUAAACCUUGCAGGAAAUAAAUUUCAUGGACCAAUUCCUAGCUCAUUUUCCAACUUCAAACGUCUUCAACUGCUUUCUCUAUUAAGGAAUGAUUUUAGGGUGGACUUGGAUAUGUUCGUAGGACUCAACCAACUCGAUACUCUAUAUCUCUCGGGUAACAAAAUAUCAUUUGUGGCCACCAGCAACUACACCAAUGGCUCCCUACCAGAAUUGAAAAUCCUCGGGCUAUCCUCGUGCGAUUUGAAGAAAUUCCCUGCCAUUUUGCGGUUCAGACACAAAUUGAAUGUCUUAUUUCUUAGUGACAACAAAAUUGGUGGUCGCGUACCAGAGUGGAUGUGGAACAAGAAUCUUGAAUCAUUAGAGAUAAUCGACCUUGAAAGCAACUUCAUCACUGGUUUUCAUCAACAUCAAAAUUUUCUCCCAUGGGGUCGUUUGAAAUAUUUCAGCAUCGCGUAUAAUCAGCUACAAGGACGAGUACCAAUUCCACCACGGACCAUGGUUGUUUAUGAUGUAUCAAAUAACAAUCUGCAAGGAGAAAUACCACCUUUAUUAUGUGAAUUGAACUCUCUUCUAUUGCUGGAUUUGUCUUCUAACAACAUAAAUGGAACUCUUCCUUCUUGUUUGGGCAGAUUAAGCAAUUCCUUGUUGGUGUUGGAUCUUAAAGGGAACAACUUUCAAGGCACAAUGAUGAAUACAUUUACCCAAGGAUGCAUGCUGAGGAAGAUUGAUUUGAGCGAAAAUCAAAUUGUGGGUCAGGUAUCAAAAUCCUUGACAAAUUGUAUCAACUUAGAGUUUCUCUCUCUUGGAGAUAACUCUUUUGAUGAUACCUUUCCAUUUUGGUUGGGUACUCUUGUGGAGUUGCAAGUCCUCAUGUUGGGGUCCAACAGAUUUUAUGGUGGAAUUCAAGGUCCGACAAUGGUUAUCUCACAAUUUCCCAAGUUGCGGAUAAUAGAUCUCUCCAACAACGGUUUUGGUGGUCCACUACCCCAUGAGUACUUCCAAAGUUGGAAUGCAAUGAAGUCGGUUUAUGAUGGCAAAUCAUCUUUUCUGCAAUCAAGGUUUCCAUUAUUAACAUUUGAAUUGUCGAUUCCAUACAAGAUGACAAUAACAAGCAAAGGUGUUAAGAGAGAGUACCCCCGUAUUUUGGACAUAUUCACUGUUAUUGAUCUCUCUUGUAACAAUUUUGAAGGACAAAUCCCACAAUCACUCCAAGAUCUUCGUGGACUUGAAUCACUUAACCUUUCCAACAACUAUCUUAUUGGUGGUGUCUUGUCAUCCUUGGGGAACCUAAAGAAUCUUGAAUCUCUAGAUCUCUCCCGAAACGAGCUAUCAGGAGAAAUUCCUCAUCAGUUGUUGCAGCUCGGAUUCCUUGCCAUUUUGAAUUUGUCAUUCAACCAUCUUCAUGGACGCAUACCCCAAGGCGGACAAUUCAAUACAUUUGAGAGUAACUCAUACGAAGCGAAUCCCGGAUUGUGUGGAGAACCUUUAUCCAACGACUGUCAAGAUUCAAAGGCGUCAACACCUCCACAAACAAGCGAAAAGUCCGAGUCUUUCUUCCCAAGUGAAAGAGUUGAUUGGAUCGUGAUAUUCUCAGGAGUCGGAAGUGGGUUAGUAGUUGGGAUUGUUAUCGGGAACUUUUUGUAUGCAAGGUACAGUGAUUGGUUCAGUACGAGGAAGGACAAAUGGGUAAGGCCACUCCGCAAUUGA